AGGCAACAACCAGCAGCUGUCUAAGUUAAACCGCUUCUUCAAAUCAACCUGGUCGCAGACAUUUGACAUCAAACAUGGACUACCAAAACCGCGCUGGUUCCAAGUUUGGCGGUGGCGGCGUCGCCUCGCAAUCCGCCACCAACGCCGACCGACGAGAACGGCUACGCAAACUCGCGCUCGAGACCAUCGAUCUUGACAAGGACCCUUACUUCUUUAAAAACCACGUCGGUAGCUUCGAAUGUCGACUCUGUCUGACAGUCCACCAGAACGAUGGCUCAUACCUGGCACAUACACAAGGGCGCAAGCACCAGACGAACCUUGCACGCCGCGCGGCCAGGGAACAAAAAGAAGCCCAGAAGGAUGGACAAAUGAUGUCAGGCAUGAUGGGUGUGCAAGUCAAAAAGAACAUGGUCAAGAUCGGGCGACCAGGUUACAAGAUCACCAAGAUUCGAGACCCUCUGACACGUCAGGUCGGAUUACUCUUUCAGCUGUUGUACCCUGAAAUCACUCCGGGCGUGGAACCUAGAGUACGAUUCAUGAGCGCUUUUGAGCAGAAGAUCGAAGAGCCGGAAAGGGAUUACCAGUAUCUGCUUGUCGCCGCUGAACCAUACGAGACUUGUGCGUUCAAGUUACAAUCCCGCGAGGUCGAUCGCCGCGAAGGACGAUACUGGACAUGGUGGGAUGCUGACGCCAAGGAGUUCUGGUGUCAGGUCUUGUUCAAGACAGAGCGAGACGAACGAUACAGUAACGUCCCGGGUCUAGCACCUACAGGCAAGAGAUGAUCAUUUUCCGGCGUAGGCAGUUUAUUGCCUGGUGCUACGACUCGGAGUUCUCCAAUGUCAGAGCUGCAUUUGCAUCUCGGUGAAGCAAUGGUCGCCACUAUGAUUUCGCCACAGCUCCGAUAGAUGCCAGCCGAAUCCUCGAACAUGCUUCUCCAUGAUGAACGCCCGGCUCUGUCAGCCACGAAACAGUCUUGUGCAUAUGCAGAGCUGAAAAAGUUCGGCCACAUGACAUAUUCACCAAGACCCUAUGGCCUCGAAUGCUCCUCACUAUUUUAGUAUUCCCGAAAUUUGUCUGAUGGGCUCGGAUUGCGAACAAGCCCCGCUAUGCAGUUCGACAAAUCGUUCGCGCACUUUGAGCGGGCGGGAAUGAUGCAAAGUGCACACGACGUGUCGAAGAAGCACACAGUUGCUUGAUGCUUGAUGUAAUGGAAUCUUUGUACAGACUUGGGAGGCUCUUGCCGGCAACAAGUCGAGACCUUCCUUGCUCCGCACCCCAAAUUUUGCAUUGAUACGGAGUGCCGGGAUGUGACAUGAGAGGGGCACUUCUUAGAUACUGUAACUCACAUAGAGAAAUCUGGCGCCGAGGAGCGAGGGAGAGACAAAGACAGAUGUAGCCUGGGCAUAUCCCCGUGUAGAAAUACUCCUACAGGAGAGACUAUUUCA
Messenger RNA from Exophiala oligosperma, 1445 nucleotides. RefSeq lists its product as uncharacterized. The transcript has a single exon. Gene Ontology annotation, molecular function: zinc ion binding; nucleic acid binding. Lineage: Eukaryota; Fungi; Ascomycota; Eurotiomycetes; Chaetothyriales; Herpotrichiellaceae. Gene Ontology annotation, biological process: spliceosomal complex assembly. The coding region runs from base 75 to 782 and encodes 235 amino acids. The record is from RefSeq and is a predicted model, not a curated record. Gene Ontology annotation, cellular component: catalytic step 2 spliceosome; U2-type prespliceosome; nucleus.